This is a messenger RNA of Rhincodon typus (whale shark), 2184 nucleotides long. RefSeq names its product transmembrane protein 64-like. NCBI's taxonomy places the organism in Eukaryota, Metazoa, Chordata, Chondrichthyes, Orectolobiformes, Rhincodontidae. Bases 40 to 876 code for a protein of 278 amino acids. The transcript has 3 exons. The record is from RefSeq and is a predicted model, not a curated record.
CGGGCGGUGUGACGGUGGGAGAACGCGGUCGUGGCGGUGAUGCCGAGCGGUGUGAGGGGUGCUGUGCUGCCGGGGGAGCCGCUGUCGGUGUCGCGGUUCCGGGCCUGCUCGGCUCGCUGCUGUUUCCUGGCCGUUGCCGUGGGGACGGCGCUGGGCGGAGUGGCGUUCUGGUCGUGCCGGCGCCUCGUGCUGCGCUGGCUGGAGGGUCAGCAGUUCCGGGCCGGCCUGCUCCUCUUCAGCCUGGCCUUCAUCCUCAUCUCCUUCCCCUGGACCUGGGGAUACACGCUGCUCAGCUUGGCACCGGGAUACCUGUAUGGCUUCCAGCGGGGGCUGGCGGUGCUGGUCUUUGGGGUGGCGGUGGGCACCCUGGCAGCUCAUCUGGUUACCCAGCGCUGGCUGCUGGCACCCAUGGGUGCCCUGGUCAGAGGGAAUGCCAAGCUCAGUGCCAUCAUCCGAGUGCUGGAUGGUACCAGUGGGCUUAAGGUGGUCUUCCUGGCGAGACUGACGCCCAUCCCCUUUGGACUCCAGAACGCAGUCUUUGCUAUCAGCAAGUUGGAAACACUGCACUAUUUGGCCACCUCCACUGUGGGUCUGUUACCCUCUCAGAUCCUCAACUCUUACCUGGGCAGUACUGUUAGGACCUUGGAAGAUGUGGUAAAUCAUCGAAGUCCAGAGGGCUACUUGGCAUUUAUAUUACAGAUCUUCUUCAGUGUUGCCAUGAUGUUAUACUUAGUGCGUCGAGCUCACCAGGAACUGAACAAGACCAUCCAGGCCCAUGAUGCCAAGCAGCCUGGAGAUGAAGCUGUCCCGGACAAUGACAAGGAAACACACAGCACCAAAAGAACUAAUGUUCCACCAGACAUGGACUUUGUAUGACCGACAAACUUGAAUGAGUUGAGCUGAAGCAUGAAGACAGAUGACCGCCGGGAGUGGAAAGUGGGGUAGGAAAAGCACGUGUUAGCAGACAUCCCCAUAACUAACACACUUGAUGGUCUGGUAUUGUCAGCCCAUGGAUUACUGAUUGGAUCUGACACAGAUAAUGGAGAAUCCAGAUAUGAAUGUCGGCAGUGGAGAAGGGCCUGUGGGUGCGCCUCUAUAUGACCAAUAUGAUCGUGCUUCGCAAACCUUGGAAUGAUAACUUCUGGAUGGCUGGUGCAGGGGAUGGCCAGAGUUUAUCACACUUUCCCUGAAAUGCUGGUCUCAUAGGCUGGGAUUUGCACCCAGUGUUAGGAGUGGUUAGUGUUAUGGCCGGUUCUGAAGCCUAAUACUGGGUUUGGUCAAUGGAGAGUUGCCUGUGGGAGCAGGAAAGCCUCUGCUGACUCUGUUGCUGAAUUCAUUGAGGACAUAGGGAAGUAAACACCCAAUGCUAUCAGGCCAGAGAGCUGUCUGGCUUGGCUGAUUAGUGCUAUACCCUUUUAGCUGAGAGUGCUGGAGCCAGAUUUAGCUUUGGGUGGUGGGAUUCAGGUGUUUGGAGGGAGCUUCUAAAUGUGCCUGGCUGGUUUCAUCUGGACUUAAACCCAAAGCACACAAACUGCCUGAAUGUUGCACUCGAGUGCCAAUCUUGAUGAGAUGAUCAAUUGACUGACGUGGAAAAUGGAAGAUGGUUCAUUAGGGAUGGCCCCUCUUGUAUUUAACUUAGGAUUUGGGCCUAUUAGGUGGGACAAUGGAAAGGGAUCUUCACUAUUUCUAAACACUCCAGUUUGUGCUGUGCAGAACUGGUUUCUAAGCACUUCCACACAUUCGUACAUCCAGCCCUGAUCGUUUUCUCAAUGUUCCAAUGCAGAUCUCUUCAUAUAUUAAAAAAAAUCCCACUCACUUGCUGAUGACCUCAUUUCUAACAUAUUGAAGAAUAGAUUCUCAUACACAGUGUGGACCAUGACAUGCAGUGGACAAUUAGUAAUUAAAUUAAAAUGACUGCACUCUGUGAUUGAAGCAGCCAGUAAUGAAGGUUUAAUUUACAGUAAUGAAACAGUAAUGAUCUUUGCAGAGCCUGCGAUAGGGUUAAUGCCUGAAACUAUUUCUAGGCUGUGCCAUCGAUUGGGAAAUGUUGUUUGGAUUAUUUAUCCUAGGCUUCCAUAAAUCUUGUUAAAACCUUAAAAGAAACAUAGCUCCUGUAAAGUGCCUGACAUCUUUCUGUAGAUAUAAAUCAUGAUACCAGCGAAUUAAAUGAAUACAUUUUUUUAA